CUGAUCGGGACGAUAUACCGAAUGACACUUACGUGAUUUGAAAUAUAAAUGUUUUAGAGGAUAUUCACCGUACAGUUAUGCAAAUACAUCAAAGUCAUCAUCAUUAAGAGAGCAAACAACGUAUAGUUAUUUAUUACAUUUCUCUCACAUUCGUUUUAUGUAACAAUGGAUAUAUCAACUCCGACUAGCCUCAAUCACAGUGGACUUUCGCACAAUUCGGACAGCUUCUUAGGUAUUCCUAUUGAAUCGUCAACUCUAGAUGCUUUGGCAACAAAACGAAGAAGCUCAUCACGCACAAUAAAACGCAAAAAAUUUGAUGACGAAGUGGUAGAGACAACAUUCAAUUUGCAACCGCCUACUACAAGUGUCAAAUCAACAUCGAAAUCGCGAACAAUAAUAUCCGCCAGUCCUAUAGACGUUCUGCCAACACAAACGCUACCUACUACAAUACCAAUACCGACCACUUUGGCACAAUCCGAUAGAUGCAAUCGCAGACCCAGACCCAGUUCAAAUCCUGGACGAAAAAACAAGAAGAGUAAAAAUCAUUCUCAUUCUAUCAAUGCCACUAAAGAUCUUGGAAGAUGGAAACCUGCUGAUGAUUUGGCACUGAUUACUGGUGUACAACAAACAAAUGAUUUGAGAAUGGUUCAUCGAGGUACAAAAUUUUCGUGUCGUUUUACAUUACAAGAGAUACAACAAAGAUGGUACGCGCUAUUGUACGAUAGUGCGGUUUCACGUGUAGCUGUACAAGCUAUGCGCAAUUUACAUCCUGAAUUGAUAGCUAGUGUACAAGCAAGAACUCUAUACAGCAAAGCUGAAGAGGAUUUGUUGGGUACUAUCAAAUCCACGUCUCAACCAACACCGGAAGUAUUUCAAGAAUUACUCGAAGCAAAUGCACAUACAUUUUAUCCUGCUAGGACGGCAAAGGCAUUGCAUAGCCAUUGGCAGCUUAUGAAGCAAUAUUAUCUAUUGCCGGAUCAGACAGUGCAAACUUUACCGCGAGGAGAACACGUACUGAGCUUCUCCGAUGCUGAAGAUAUGAUCAAUGAUAACGAAUUGAUGGAACCGAAAGAUGACCUGGUUGAUACCGAACUGGCAACAGCAGAUCGAAAGAAUAAGAAAGAAAUUAAAGUAUUGGAAAAUGAGAUUGGCAGAUGGCAGGUGCUUGUUGACAGUGUCACUGGCAUCAAUCCUCCGGAUUUUGAUAAUCAGACUUUAGCCAUUUUACGAGGAAGGCUUGUAAGAUACCUCAUGAGAUCUAGAGAGAUAAGUGUAGGACGUUGUACAAAAGAUCACGCUGUCGAUGUGGAUCUCAGUUUGGAAGGUCCAGCUUGGAAAGUUUCACGUCGACAGGGCACCAUCCGUUUGAGGAACAAUGGAGACUUUUUUUUAUCGUCCGAAGGAAAACGACCGAUUUUUGUGGAUAGCAGACCAAUUCUGGCUGGAAAUAAAAUGAAACUAAAUAACAAUAGUGUGAUCGAGAUUGCGGGAUUGAGGUUUAUAUUUUUAAUCAAUCAAGAACUAAUCUCUGUGAUACGACAAGAGGCUGUCAAAUUGAAUUUAAAUCCUUGAGAUAUUCUGAAAACCAUCGAGGACAAUAUCAAAUAUUAUAAUUUAUAGAGCAAUCAGUAAAAAUUUACUUUUUCUAAAAAAAAAACAAUCCCUAAUUUUUA
This is a messenger RNA of Pseudomyrmex gracilis, 1673 nucleotides long. It is a transcript of the gene Rcd5, whose product is annotated as microspherule protein 1. The coding region runs from base 166 to 1572 and encodes 468 amino acids. The record is from RefSeq and is a predicted model, not a curated record. Gene Ontology annotation, cellular component: NSL complex; Ino80 complex; MLL1 complex. The transcript is spliced from 6 exons. Lineage: Eukaryota; Metazoa; Arthropoda; Insecta; Hymenoptera; Formicidae. Gene Ontology annotation, biological process: positive regulation of transcription by RNA polymerase II. Gene Ontology annotation, molecular function: protein binding; G-quadruplex RNA binding.